This is a messenger RNA of Eurytemora carolleeae, 1581 nucleotides long. Its product is annotated as protein C8orf37 homolog. Gene Ontology annotation, cellular component: cytosol. Bases 82 to 720 code for a protein of 212 amino acids. The transcript is spliced from 8 exons. The record is from RefSeq and is a predicted model, not a curated record. Lineage: Eukaryota; Metazoa; Arthropoda; Copepoda; Calanoida; Temoridae.
CCCAUUUGUUUAGAUAAGGUUAGAAUAGAAUGAUUAUGUAUGAAUGUGAUAAUAGAGUUCCUUAACAAUUCAGGUUGACAAAUGGAGGAUCUAGAUUUGCUACUUGAUGAAGCAGAGCUCGUGGCAAACGGAAAAAAUUCUGCCAAGUGCCGCCAUCUUGAAAUGAAUGCCGCUGAAGUUUCCAUAGAAAAUUCUCAAGAUAAUGUCAGUCAAAUGAUUGAAGAAAUUGAUUCUGUCCUAGAUGAACCCAUUGAACCAGUUAGACGAGGAUCACGAAGUAGCACUAGCAGUAGUUUGAAUACUACCUUUGUACUUCCCCCUGGAACAGCUUGGGCUUCAGUUACUGAAACACCCACACACGAUAAAAAGACGGUUUCUCCUUGUAAUAACAAUCAAAAGAGAAAGAAGUGUUCCCCUGUUUACUUAGCUGGAGCCAUCUCGGGGACAGGGCAUUCAACUCAAAUAGCCAAAAGGGCAUGCAGUAAUCUGCUGUGUGUUAAGUGUGAUCUAAAAGUCAUCUAUUUCGAUAACAUGUCUUGGACUGAUUGUGCCCAAUAUCUCUUUCUGAGAACUAACUACCCUGACAGGAGAAAGCUUUCUGUAGAGUUGCAGCAUGACCCUGGACCAAGAGCCUAUUGUUGCCAGUGCAGUGCUGUUACAAUUCAGAGUUACAGUCCAGUUGAAACAGCAGCAUCUUCGUGGAUCUGUGCUAAACAUUAACCAACAUCCUUGUGGAUUUUUGCUAAACAUUUAUUUCCGCAUCUUUGUGGAUAUGCGCUGAACAUUAGCUUUGACAUCCUUGUGGAUAUCCACUAAACAUUAACUUCAGCAUCCUAGUGGAUAUCCACUAAACAUUAACUUCGGCAUCCUUGUGGAUAUCCACUAAACAUUAACUUCGGCAACCUUGUGGAUAUGGGCUUUAAAUUAACUUCAGCAUCCUUGUGGAUAUGGGCUUAACAUUAACUUCAGCAUCCUUGUGGAUAUCCACUAAACAUUAACUUCGGCAUCUUAGUGGAUAUGCGCUAAACAUUAACUUCGGCAUCUUUGUGUUUAUGCGCUAAAAAUUAACUUCGGCAUCUUUGUGGAUAUGCGCUAAAAAUUAACUUCGGCAUCUUUGUGGAUAUGCGCUAAAAAUUAACAGCAUCUUUGUGGAAUGUGGAUAUCCACUAAACAUUAACUUCGGCAACCUUGUGGAUAUGGGCUUUAAAUUAACUUCAGCAUCCUUGUGGAUAUGGGCUUAACAUUAACUUCAGCAUCCUUGUGGAUAUCCACUAAACAUUAACUUCGGCAUCUUAGUGGAUAUGCGCUAAAAAUUUACUUCAGCAUCCUUGAGAAUAUGUGUUGAAAAUUAACUUUGGCAACCUUGUGGUUAUGCACUGCCACUAAACAUUGACCACAGCAUCCUUGUGGAUAUGCACUAAACAUUGACCACAGCAUCCUUGUGGAUAUGCACUAAACAUUGACCACAGCAUCCUUGUGGAUAUGCACUAAACAUUAACUUCGGCAACCUUGUGGAUAUGCAUUAAACAUUAACUUCAGCAUCCUUGUGGAUAUGCACUAAACAUUAACUUUGACAUCCUU